GGCACACACCAUUUGAACGGAGAAGGACUGCAACAUCAGGGCUAUAGAGCGCUCGUUGUACGCAUAGGGAGCCCUGACAGAACCGCUCCCUUCCAGACACCGCCUUGGCUCCGCCCCUCCCGUUAUUCUCUGCUGGGUCAUCGCCUCAGGCACGGUAUUUCCGGUGGCUGGAGCCUCAGCACCGUGCACCUCGCUCGGAUGAUUGAUUGAUGCUCGGAGAGCGGCUUCUUCUUCUUCAUCCUCCUCCUCCUCCAGAUGCUACCGAUGCUGCUGCCAGUUUGAGCCCAGGCUAUAGUAGUUGCACUGAUACAGGGAGUCACAAGCUGGAUGACCAUGAGCAGUCCUGGUGUGGUGCUAUUUGUGUGUUUUUUUAGCCAUGUUCUGUCUGGACUCAGGGCAGAUGGUUUCCCAGAAUUCAUCAAAAAGCCCACAGAUGAAAUUGGCGUUUCAGGGGGUGUGGCUUCUUUUGUAUGUCAGGCUACAGGUGAGCCCAAGCCCCGAGUAACAUGGAACAAACGAGGCAAGAAAGUGAACUCCCAACGAUUUGAGACUAUAGAAUUUGAUGAAGGUGCUGGUGCAGUUCUUCGUAUUCAACCUCUUAGAACACCGAGAGAUGAAAAUGUAUAUGAAUGUGUUGCCCAUAACAGUAAAGGUGAAGCUACAGUUAGUGCCAAACUCACAGUCCUCAGAGAGGAUCAACUUCCUCCUGGCUUUCCUAAUAUUGAUAUGGGCCCCCAGCUUAAGGUUGUAGAACGUACAAGAACAGCUACUAUGUUGUGUGCAGCCAGUGGAAAUCCAGAUCCUGAAAUCACCUGGUUUAAAGACUUCCUUCCGGUAGAUCCUGCUGCCAGUAGUGGAAGAAUCAAACAACUAAGAUCAGAGACCUUUGAAAAUACACCAAUUCGAGGUGCCUUACAAAUUGAAAACAGUGAAGAGACUGAUCAAGGAAAGUACGAAUGUGUUGCAACUAACAGUGCUGGUGUUCGCUACUCUUCACCUGCUAAUCUUUAUGUGAGAGAGCUACGAGAAGUUCGUCGUGUAGCUCCACGUUUCUCCAUUUUACCUAUGAGCCAUGAAAUUAUGCCUGGAGGUAAUGUAAAUAUAACUUGCGUUGCGGUUGGUUCACCCAUGCCCUAUGUGAAAUGGAUGAUGGGCACUGAAGAUUUAACCCCAGAAGAUGACAUGCCUGUGGGGCGUAAUGUUCUGGAACUUACCAACGUCAAGGAGUCUGCUAACUACACCUGUGUCGCUAUGUCAAGUCUUGGGGUUAUUGAGUCGGUAGCUCAGAUCACUGUUAAAUCCCUUCCUAAAGCACCUGGGACUCCCGUGGUAACAGAGACUACAGCUACAAGUAUAACAAUUACAUGGGACUCUGGCAAUCCUGAUCCUGUGUCUUACUAUGUUAUAGAAUACAAAUCCAAAACGCAGGAUGGGCCAUAUCAAAUAAAGGAGGAUAUCACAACUACAAGAUAUAGCAUUGGUGGACUCAGUCCUAAUUCUGAAUAUGAGAUCUGGGUGUCAGCAGUUAACUCUAUCGGCCAAGGACCACCCAGUGAACCUGUAGUGACACGGACUGGAGAGCAGGCUCCUGCCAGUGCCCCUCGAAAUGUACAGGCUCGCAUGCUUACAUCUACUACAAUGAUAAUUCAGUGGGAAGAACCCGUGGAACCAAAUGGGCAAAUACGGGGAUAUCGUGUUUACUACACUAUGGAGCCUGACCAGCCAGUCAGCAACUGGUUAAAAUAUAAUGUGGAUGAUAAUCUUUUAACCACAAUAGGAAAUUUACUGGAACAUGAAACUUAUACUGUCAGAGUUUUAGCUUUUACAUCUGUAGGCGAUGGCCCACUCUCUGAUCCUAUCCAAGUGAAAACACAGCAAGGAGUUCCUGGGCAGCCAAUGAAUUUCAGAGCUGAAGCCAAAUCAGAAACCAGCAUUAGUCUCACCUGGAGUCCUCCACGCCAGGACAGUAUUGUAAAGUAUGAAGUGAUUUACAAAGAAGGCGAGAAAGGGCCUGAGAUCAAAAAGACCUUUGACCCAACAACAUCAUAUUUAGUGGAAGGUUUAAAACCCAAUACAGAAUAUUUGUUUCGCCUUGCAGCUCGGUCUCAGCAAGGCCAGGGUGCUUGGACAUCAGAUGUUAAAGAGAGGACCAUGCAGUCUAAACCAUCUGCCCCCCCUCAAGAUGUAAAGUGUGUCAGCACAAAGUCUACCACAAUACUGGUAAGUUGGCAGCCACCCCCACCAGAAAGCCAUAAUGGCAUUCUUGCUGGAUACAGUGUGCGCUAUGGUGCUUUGGACUCUGAGGACCCAGAAGUAAAAGAAGUGCAAGACAUUCCAUCUGAGACCACUGAAAUCCUUCUGGAAGCAUUAGAGAAAUGGACUGAGUAUCGUAUCACUGUUGUCGCACAUACUGCUGUGGGACCUGGCCCGGAGAGCUCGCCCUUUGUUGUUCGCACCGAUGAAGAUGUGCCCAGUGCUCCACCAAGAAAAGUUGAGGUGGAGGUAUUAAACUCUACCGCCAUUAAAGUAUUUUGGCGUUCUCCUGUUCAAAACCGUCAACACGGCCAAAUUCGUGGCUAUCAAGUUCACUAUGUUAAAAUUGAAAAUGGAGAGGCAAAGGGGCUUCCCUUUAUAAGGGAUGUUAUGCUGACCGAUUCUCAGUGGGAAAUGGAUGAUACAGCUGAAUAUGAAAUGAUUAUAGCUGGACUUCAACCUGAAACCUCUUAUUCCAUCACAGUUGCUGCAUAUACUAUGAAAGGAGACGGUGCACGCUGCAAACCAAAGGUUAUCACCACUAAGAGUGCUGUUCCUGGAAAACCUGACUUUUCUGUGCAUCAGACAUCGGAGAGCAGCCUACAAUUACAAUGGGGACCACCAAGUGAGUCAGUUGAGCACAUCCUAGGGUACCGCCUACAGUUUGGGCGCCAUGAUGCUAAAGUUUUAUCAACACUAGAGUUUGGACCUCAACAAAAGACAUACACAGCCACCAAUGUCCAUAAAGGAGCAAAAUACAGUUUUAAAAUGGCGGUCAAAGGCCGGGCGGGCUUUAGUGAGGAAGCUGUAAAAGAGUUUGCCAUACCAGGGGAAGCACCUAAAGGUUACCCUCUAUUGAUUGAGCCUGGCAAUAUCAGUUCUGUAACUAUCCAGCUAAACUGGCUGCCUCCUGUUUUGGCCGAAAAGAAUGGGGAUAUCACCAAGUAUACAGUAGCCUACUGGGUUGCUGAAAUUCCUGAAAAAGUGUUGGAAUUGGACCUACCAUCUUCUCAAAGCUCUUGCUUGCUGAGCAAUCUGAAGCCUAACACUGUGUAUGAAGUCAAAAUACGUGCACACACCAGUAAAGGGCCUGGGCCUUACAGUCCAAGUGUCCAGUACCGCACUUUUCAUCUAAAUCAAGUAAUGCCAAAAAAUUUCAAGGUCAGAAUGGUAACAAAGACUUCUGUUCUCCUUAGUUGGGAGUUUCCUGAAAAUUACAACUCAAUAACACCAUACAAGAUUCAGUAUAAUAUGCAGACAGUGGAUGUAGAUGGACGGACAACAAAGAAGUUAAUUACAAACCUGAAACCCAAAACACAUUAUACUUUUACGCUUACCAAUCAUGGAAACUCCUUGAGUGGUCUUCAGCAGAAUGUCGCUGUCCGCACAGCUCCUAACAUGCUGGGUGUGAAACCUUUGGUAAAUGCAAAGGCGCAACUAGAUGGUAGCAUUACAGUAGUUCUGCCAGAUGUGGAAAUGUCUGAAUCAGUGAGGCAUUACUAUAUUGUAGUAGUACCUUUGAGGAAACUGCGUGGGCAAUUUCUAAACCCUUGGGGAAGCCCCGAAGAAAUGGAUUUAGAGCAGCUAGUUCAGACUAUCACAAAGCAACACCGUCGUAGCUUGCGUUACCUAAGACACCUGGAGUACCCUAAACCAUAUGUGGCAGCUCGGUUCCAGUCUCUGCCUGGACAUUUUACACUUGGAGACCAAAAGAACUAUGAGGGCUUCGAAAACAAGGCAUUGGAAAAUGGACAGAAAUAUGUUUUUUUUAUCAUGGCCAUGCUUGAAAGUGCUGAAGUGAAAAUAUUUGCUGCUAGUCCAUAUUCUGAUCCCAUUCAAGUAGAAGAUCCAGAUCCUCAACCAAUUACUGAUGGUGAAGAAGGCCUGAUUUGGGUUAUCGGACCAGUUUUAGCUGUUGUUUUCAUAAUCUGCAUCGUGAUUGCUAUACUUCUCUACAAAAACAAACCAGACAGCAAACGGAAAAACUCAGAACCCAGGACCAAAUGUUUACUGAAUAAUGCAGAGAUCACCCCUCACCAUCCAACAGAUCCAGUGGAGAUGAGACGCAUUAAUUUUCAGACUCCAGAUUCUGGUCUCAGCAGUCCCCUCAGUGACCAUGAAUUUGACUUUGAAAGCAUGCUUAAUCACCCACCAAUACCAAUUGCUGAACUCUCUGACCACACAGAACACUUAAAAGCCAAUGACAACCUAAAAUUAUCUCAGGAAUAUGAGUCAAUUGAUCCUGGACAGCAGUUUACAUGGGAGCACUCCAACCUUGAAGUCAACAAACCCAAAAAUCGUUAUGCUAAUGUUAUCGCCUAUGAUCACUCUCGGGUUAUCCUUAUGCCUGUUGAAGGAAUUCUUGGCAGUGACUACGUCAAUGCAAACUAUAUUGAUGGGUACCGAAAACAAAAUGCAUACAUAGCUACACAAGGUCCUCUACCAGACACCUUUGGAGACUUCUGGCGGAUGGUAUGGGAGCAGCGUUCUGCCACUAUAGUGAUGAUGACACGACUAGAGGAAAAGUCUCGGAUUAAAUGUGACCAGUAUUGGCCAACACGAGGUGCAGACACGUAUGGAAUUAUUCAAGUAACACUAUUAGACACCAUUGAAUUGGCAACAUUUUGUGUACGAACUUUCUCCCUUCAUAAGAAUGGAUCAACUGAAAAGAGAGAGGUCCGACAAUUUCAAUUUACAGCCUGGCCAGACCAUGGAGUUCCAGAGUAUCCAACUCCAUUCCUUGCAUUCCUCAGAAGAGUAAAAACAUGUAAUCCUCCUGAUGCAGGACCGAUCAUUGUUCACUGCAGUGCUGGAGUUGGGCGAACUGGGUGUUUUAUAGUCAUUGAUGCAAUGCUAGAAAGAAUAAAGCAUGAAAAAACAGUAGAUAUUUAUGGACAUGUGACACUAAUGCGCUCACAGAGAAAUUACAUGGUACAGACAGAAGAUCAGUACAGCUUUAUCCAUGAUGCCUUGUUUGAAGCUGUGGCAUGUGGGAACACAGAAGUUCCAGCAAGAAAUCUGUAUACAUAUAUUCAGAAGUUAGCUCAGAUUGAGGUUGGAGAACAUGUUACAGGCAUGGAGCUAGAGUUCAAGCGCCUUGCCAAUUCAAAAGCUCACACUUCAAGAUUCAUCAGUGCCAAUCUUCCAUGCAACAAAUUUAAGAACCGCCUUGUUAAUAUCAUGCCAUAUGAGACCACAAGAGUUUGCCUGCAGCCAAUCAGAGGAGUGGAAGGUUCAGAUUAUAUUAAUUCCAGCUUUAUAGAUGGAUAUAGACAACAAAAAGCCUAUAUUGCAACACAAGGACCUCUUGCAGAAACCACAGAAGAUUUCUGGAGGAUGCUUUGGGAAAAUAACUCCACAAUUGUUGUAAUGUUAACAAAACUUCGAGAAAUUGGCAGAGAAAAGUGCCACCAGUAUUGGCCAGCUGAGCGAUCUGCUCGAUAUCAAUAUUUCGUUGUGGAUCCAAUGGCUGAAUACAACAUGCCUCAGUACAUUUUAAGAGAGUUUAAAGUCACAGAUGCCAGGGAUGGUCAGUCUCGUACAGUACGACAAUUUCAAUUUACUGAUUGGCCAGAACAAGGCGUGCCAAAAUCAGGAGAAGGUUUUAUUGACUUCAUUGGCCAAGUACACAAAACUAAGGAACAGUUUGGUCAAGAUGGUCCAAUAUCAGUCCAUUGCAGUGCUGGUGUUGGCAGGACAGGGGUUUUCAUUACCCUCAGUAUCGUCUUAGAAAGAAUGCGCUAUGAGGGGGUUGUAGAUGUUUUCCAAACGGUAAAGAUGCUGCGAACUCAAAGACCAGCAAUGGUACAGACAGAGGAUGAAUACCAGUUUUGUUACCAAGCCAGUUUGGAGUAUCUGGGCAGCUUUGAUCACUAUGCAACAUAAGAAGCCAUUAUGAAUAAGUGAACAUGAUCAACCACUGAUAAUGAUGCAGUCUCUGCUGACCCUAUUAAAAAGAGUAAUCCUAUAAACUUUAAAAGAAAAAAAGGGGCUGGCAUCAGGGAUGGGAGGUUACUGAAAACAUUUCUACAGACUUCACAUUCAGAACUCCGUGGUGCAGAGCUUAUUUUUGACACUUGGGUCAAUUCUAUUUCAAAAUGCUUUUGGUUCUGAUACCUCAAGCCCUUUUCUUAAGUAUACAUGGAUCUCAAACCGGAAGUGGUGCUCUCAGAUUGCAUAACAAUAUAUGUUCUUUAUUAGAAGAAUAGGAGAAAAUAAUGUGGCAACCCUGAGGUUCAUGUUAUUUGAGUAUUUUAAAGUAGAACUGUUUGGGCAGAAUAACAGCAAUGUUCUUGUGAAACGGUAAAAUUUAGUUAUGUAUGCUUGUGUCUUAACAGAGAGCCUUUGUUGAAAAAAAAAAAAGAAGAAAAACACUCAAGCAAAAAGUGAAAUUAGGCAGGCCCUUGGUGUAAACGAUGGCAUGGAUUAAUUGUAAUUUACCUGCAGAGCCACUACAACCUGCCUCUGACUUGAAACAUUCCUUGUAAAUCGUGAUUAUGUUCAAACAUAUUACUAACAGCUCACACAUAUCCUUUAUUAAGUCCUGCAAAAGGCCUCAACCUUCUAAAUCUUACUGAUCUUGGCUCUUAUAGAUAAGAGUUCACAAAACUUUCAUUUGGAAGAAGAUAAGACAGAAAUUUGCUGCAGACUGGCAGUUUUCUGACUGCAGCCAACUUGUGUUUUUCUAUGUACAUGAUGCAGUGUCCACAACCACAAGAGUGUGGCUUGUAUAAUACUUUUGGGUGUAUGCCAGUAGCUUGCUUUAAGUAUUGUAUUUGUAUCCAUUCAAGUGACAUUAAAAUUAGACUCCUUUUUUAUAUUGUGGUUCCUUUUGUAAAUAGAUUAAUGUCCAUGAAAUGAAGAAAUGUGCUGCUGUCCAUAUUCUGUUCAAAUACUAUUUUUUCACUGUGGAGAUGUUAAGCGUGAAGGGAACUACAUAUACAGGUCAACAUCACACUACUUUUCUACUCCAGAUCAUAGAAGGAUCCUCAUACAUACAUAUACGUAUGUACAUACAUUUUUAGCAUAUCAUUCUGACAGAGGAACUUGGGCUUUUCAUAAAUGUACCAAAAUAUUUAUUACUGAAACAGGUGGGGGACAUAAAAUAGCAGCUCAACAACUAGUUUUACACGUCUCUUCUAUUGCCCAUUUAAUUUAUAGUAAUAUCCAGCGUAGAAGUAAAAGAACAGAUGGUAUGAUACACUCAUAUAUAUAUAUAUAUAUAUAUAUAUAUAUAUAUAUAUAUAUAUAUAUAUAUAUAUACACACAUGUGCAUAUAUAAUCUCUUUAUUUGCAUUAGGGACUACCCAUCUAAAACUGAAUUGUGCUACUUGGCAAUUAUGAAAGACUGUUCUCACUGGCCCCCCACGUUAGUGCCAGUACUGAAAACCCUACAAACGUUUUUCAUGCUAUAUUGCAUCUGUUGCUCAAGACUUUUCAUUUUGUGGAACAAUCAGUAAGAUUUUGUUAAUACUGUAGUUAAGCAAGCCAUGUAAACCUAACAAAAGGGCAUUCUGAAUAUGAUGCAAAAGGCACUUGCACUGCUUAAGUUUUUUUUUUUUUUGAGAAGUUAAAAAGGUGAGAAAUAUGUUCCCAGUUCAGGGUAAAUUGCAUUUAGCAAUAUGGAAGCCGCUUUUAUGAUAUCAAUAUUAGCUUCAAGCCUCUGUUCAUCUUAAUCACCAAAAGCAAAUGUCUUUAUAACUGAAGGUACAGCAGAAAUGUGAUGUAUUGAUUAUAUUAUACUGUACAAGUAGAAAUAUCAACUUUGUAUUAAAGCCUGAAAUGACAAAA
Molecule: messenger RNA, 8043 nt
Organism: Rana temporaria (common frog)
Lineage: Eukaryota; Metazoa; Chordata; Amphibia; Anura; Ranidae
Gene: PTPRS
Product: protein tyrosine phosphatase receptor type S
Exons: 38
Coding region: 328-6138 (1936 amino acids)
Biological process (GO): protein dephosphorylation
Molecular function (GO): protein binding; protein tyrosine phosphatase activity
Source: RefSeq, a predicted model, not a curated record